UCUUACCUUUGUAAAAUAGAUGUAGGAUUAACAUUUAACACAAAUACAGUAAUGCCCGCGAAAUCUCGGGCGACAAAGAAAAUAAAUAAUAAUAAUAAUAACCCACAGGCAGUAAUUGAGCGCAGAAAAGAAAGACAACAUUUAAAAGAUAGUGAUUGAGACUGUGACAGGAAUUCAAAGUGUCCGAAGUGAAGAAACAGCUGUUCCUCCUCCAUAUCCGGAUUUUAACCUUGCUCUCUUUCUCUCCAUAGGUAGGACAGUGUUAGUUUUGGUCAAGCUUCUUAGGCGAUCCAAUGGAAUAAGCUUCGCUUGAUGUGAUUUUGAUUGGAUAAGGAAUCUCCAAAGGAGUGCUUUUUCUUUUGGAAUGACUUUAAGGUUAGUGGUUCCUUUGUGCCUGAUUCAGCUUCACUAGUAGCAGUUGUGAUAAAAGAUUAUCAGCAUAAUGGGCGGCUGUGUCUCCGUACAUAGUGAAAAGGCACGAUCAAGGCCGCACAAAGGACGCUUUGGCAGAUUCUGCAAGAACCGUGGGAAAAUCGCCACUUCCAUUCCUGAUGAAUGCAUGAAAAGGAUGAGCGAUGCUGGGAGUCACGUAACAGAUAUUGCUGUUAGUGAAUAUGUUCAGAAGGGUGCUUCAACCACCUGCAAUUGUAAGCGCUCGGAGUUGUCUAAUGUGGCAUUUCAUCUAACCCAGCUACAAUGGAACCACAGUCAAAUUGAUGCCAAUGGAAGAUGCCAAGAGGAAGUAUGGUUCGAUUCUGUUAGCAUUAUGGAGUCCGAGUCGGAUGAUGAUGCUGGCAGUGUAUAUGGAGAUGCAUUUUCUUCAUUAGGUAAUCCGAUAGGGAAUAUUUCAAAUGCACAAGUGUUUCAGUACGGAAAUUCAUCAUGCCUUGUUGAUAACGGGUCUAAACAUGAAAGAGUGUAUGAAAGUUACAGCUCUAAGGGCCGCAAAGAUGGCACGGUUGAUUCGGGGGAGAAAACCCAAGAAAGCCGAAAGAAAUCAACAGUUAUCAUGCUUUCCGUGAAGAGGAAAUCUUUUGACGGUGCAGCUGAGAGGUACUUAUACCGUCCAAGAGCUGGACUUAUAAUUCCAUGCUCAGGAGAGAAACCGACGGUAGGAAGCUGGUCGGAGAUUUCUCCUUUGCUUUUUAAGCUCCGAGGCAAGAAUUACUUUCGAGAUAAACAGAAGUUCCCUGCUCCUGAUUGUAGCCCAUAUGUACCAAUUGGGGUCGAUUUAUUUAUCUGCCCUCGGAAAGUGAAUCACAUUGCUCAGCAUCUCGAACUACCACACGUAAAACCGCAUGAAAAUGUGCCUGCACUUCUGAUUGUUAAUAUACAGGUUCCGACCUAUCCAGCAAGUGUGUUUCUUGGUGAUGCCAACGGGGAAGGCUUGAGCCUUGUGUUAUAUUUUAAGGUCUCGGAUACUUUUGACAAAGAUGUAUCCCCUCACUUCCAGGACAGCAUAAAGAAAUUUAUUGAAGAUGAAAUGGAAAAGGUUAAAGGGUUUGCGAAAGAGUCCAUUGUUCCUUUCAGAGAGAGGCUAAAAAUUAUGGCCAGUUUAGUUAACCCAGACGAGCUUCAGUUAGGUUCUACUGAAAAGAAGCUUAUUCAAGCUUAUAACGAUAAGCCAGUGCUUUCGCGUCCUCAACAUAAUUUUUAUAAGGGACCAAAUUACUUCGAGAUCGACCUUGAUAUACACAGAUUUAGCUACAUAUCUAGGAAAGGACUUGAAUCGUUUCUAGACCGCAUGAAGAAUGGAAUCAUUAAUCUGGGUUUGACUAUUCAGGCACAAAAACCAGAGGAAUUACCAGAGCAAGCCUUGUGCUGUCUGCGGCUGAAUAAGAUUGAUUUUGCAAAUCAUGGCCAAAUUCCUACCAUUGUAAGUGUCAAAGAUGAUUAAAAUGCAGAUUUAAAUUCAACACCAUUGUUUGCAUUCAUUUAUUUUGUUAUUUCUGCCUUGUAAUUUUCAUCAUCUUUAUCACACCAGCAAAGCAAUUGACUAGAUUAUUGAGAUCAAAGCUUGUUGUAAGGAUUAACUAUUUUGGUUUUCAACCAUAAACAAUAAUUUUUCAA
Gossypium raimondii (Peruvian cotton) is the source of this 2070-nucleotide messenger RNA. RefSeq lists its product as uncharacterized. The transcript is spliced from 12 exons. Bases 443 to 1897 code for a protein of 484 amino acids. NCBI's taxonomy places the organism in Eukaryota, Viridiplantae, Streptophyta, Magnoliopsida, Malvales, Malvaceae. The record is from RefSeq and is a predicted model, not a curated record.